AUGACAGGUACUCCGCUUGACGAUCUGUUCAUAUUCUCCUUCCCUCCCUCUCCUGGCAUGAGGCGCUUGGUUCGCUAUCAUAGCACCGGCUCGUUAUAUCCUAUCUCUACCGGGGACUGGAGCAAACAGACUGGGACCAGUUCCCUGCACUCCCAGACAGCACGCUCGCCGUCUCGCGUACCCGCAAUCCAGGAUAGCAUCGACCCCGUCCCGCCUGUGUCGGAACCCAAGAUUCCCACGGGGGCAGUGACCACGCUGAGCAGCGGUCUGGGCCACAAAUCCACCGGGCCUGUUUAUUCUAACCCCACCGAACCAAAAUGUGAUCUUUAUCUGGACGGAGCUGGUGGAUUGCGCCGCCAGUUGCUUAGACCGUCCACAAAUGCCAUGUGUGAUGCGAUCAUGGCGUUUGCCAAUCUGAUAGAGCAACCACACAAUGACACGGAAAAUGAUGAGGCGGCCAAUCAGGCGUUGAAUGCUAUGACCUAUCCAAGCAGUCAGAAUGCCUACCACCUGGACAUUGAGCGUUUGGUUCGUGGU
Molecule: messenger RNA, 537 nt
Organism: Echinostoma caproni
Lineage: Eukaryota; Metazoa; Platyhelminthes; Trematoda; Plagiorchiida; Echinostomatidae
Source: the annotation of a GenBank genome assembly